UAUCAUUCCCCUUAAAUCUCUUCGUUAUCUUUGCCGCCGGCCUCCGCACGGAAAAGUCUGGUGAGACACAACAGUUCGACCGAGAACAUGAUUGCCGCUUAUGCCGACACCGAAUUACCCUACGGGGACUCUCCCGAGCUGACACUGGUUCGGGCAACUCCAAAAGAACGCAUCGAGUCUAUCAAGCUAAACAGCACGGAGUGGAAGGGUCCCUUGGAUCUCGAGUCGUAUCUCGCACGAGAGGACACGCUGCUCCAACAGCGACUGACUAAGGGUGCAUUGAUCUGCUGGAUUCUCGUCGAUCGUCGAGAACCUGAAAAUGCCAGAACCAUACUUAGCUCAUGCGAAACAUACAAGAAGAGGGCACUCGUGGCUCGUGGAGGGAGGGUAGAAGAGGUUUCAGCGCAAGGCGUUGGGAGUGUCUAUUGCAGACCAGAGUUUAGAGGAAAAGGAUACGCAAAGAGGAUGUUGGAGGAAUUGAGCAACAAGAUGGAUGCAUGGCAGCCGGAAGGCGAACACGGUGAGAGACCGCUGUUCAGUAUUCUGUUUUCUGAUAUCGGGAAAAGGUUCUAUGCUCAAUUCGGCUGGAAACCUCACCCAUCUUCACACUUUGCCCUUCCUCCGAUUUCCAAAGAAGAAUACUCUGUUCCGAGCACAACGGCCAAGGUCAGAGUAUUGCGCGCGGACGAUGUUCAACGCUGCAUGUGCAGCCCUAGCAUUCUUGAGAAAGAGAGCGAGGUCCUGCUGGCGGUCUCGUUGCGAUCCACUGGUCCAAAAGUAGCAAUAGUUCCAGACUUCGAUCAUUACCUAUGGCACUGGGCGAGGGAGGAAUUCUACUCCCAGAAGCUCUUUCCCGGCAGAGAUAUCCCCACGGCAAAGGGCGCCGGCGAUGAUGCUGCCAAAGUGUAUUGUGCCUGGAAUAGGACGUUUGGCAACACCCCAGAGGAGAACACCUUGUACAUUCUCAGAUGGGUAUACAACGAGCCCUCCUCUGAAGAGGAAACCGAGACAACCAUUAAAGCGAUGGCUGCAAUACUCAGGCGAGCGCAGCUAGAAGCCCAAGAGUGGAAUAUGGCUCAUGUCAAGUUUUGGAAUCCAACACCUCUCCUUGAAAGGGCUGUAGCACUGUUGGACCCCACUGCCGAGAUAAUUCACCGCGAGAAAGACAGCAUCGCGGCUCUCAGGUGGAGCGGGAAUCCGGAAGAAAAUGUGGAAUGGCUCCUGAACGAGAAGUAUGCAUGGUGUUAA
Aspergillus nidulans FGSC A4 is the source of this 1248-nucleotide messenger RNA. RefSeq names its product protein ngn1. The record is from RefSeq and is a predicted model, not a curated record. Bases 88 to 1248 code for a protein of 386 amino acids. The transcript has a single exon. NCBI's taxonomy places the organism in Eukaryota, Fungi, Ascomycota, Eurotiomycetes, Eurotiales, Aspergillaceae.